This is a messenger RNA of Serendipita indica DSM 11827, 1353 nucleotides long. NCBI's taxonomy places the organism in Eukaryota, Fungi, Basidiomycota, Agaricomycetes, Sebacinales, Serendipitaceae. The record is from the annotation of a GenBank genome assembly.
AUGGUCGCGCGCACCAGCGAUACAACGCUCGUUGUACUGGGAAAGAUGGCGAGGUCUCUCGAAAAGCGAAUUCCAGAGCUUGCAGAAUUAGAGAGUCUUCAAACUGGACGCGCUAUUCGCGAAAUGCGGGCCCAGUUGUCCCGACUUCCUGAAUGGCUGGACUAUUAUGCGGCACUGCUUCGUGUACAUUCUGGUUUUGUCGCUCCGACUCAGGGGCCCUUGCUCAACUAUGUCAAUCGAAUACCACUUGGAGUUGUUGUCCAGAUUACGCCUUUCAAUCAUCCUCUCUUGAUCGCCUUGAAAAAGAUAGGCCCAGCUCUCGCAGCGGGAAACUCGGUUAUUGUCAAGCCAUCCGAGCAAGCUCCCCUGACCGUGCUCGAGUUUGCGGAACUGGCCCUCGAGGCAGGCUUGCCACCAUCUGUACUCACCGUGCUCACUGGUGCAGGUCCAGAACUGGGGAGAACCCUCGUAUCACAUCCUUUGGUGAAGAAAGUCGACGUCACAGCUGGUACGAAUACCGGGCGAGCGAUUGGGAGCUUGGCAGGAAGCAACUUGGCGUCCUACACGGCGGAGCUUGGUGGCAAAGCACCCGUGGUCGUGUUUGAAGAUGCGGAUAUAGCUGCUGCGGUCAACGGGGUGGCUUUUGCGGCAUUCAUCGCGUCUGGACAGACAUGUGUCUCGGCUACGCGGUUACUUGUUCAUGAAUCCAUUUACGAUGAGUUCAUGGCUCGCCUUGUCGAAAAAGUGGACAAGAUUACCAAGGGCAUGGGCGAUCCUCUAAAUCCUCAGUCCACAAUGGGCACCGUCAUCUCGCCGGCGAGCCUUGAGAGAGUUGCGGCCGCGGUACGCAAAAGCAACCGCAAGAUUCUGAUUGGCGGGGAAAAGAUGAAUGGGGUUUCAUCUCUCGACGGAUUCGACUUUUCGAUGGGAAGCUUCUUUGCGCCGACCAUAGUGGAGGAUGUCGGGGUGGAGGAUGAACUAUGGAAAGAAGAAGUCUUUGGACCGGUUUUGGCCGUUGCGAAAUUCGAGAACGAAAGGCAUGCAGUAUCGCUGGCGAAUGAUUGCAAAUAUGGGCUUGGUGCGGGGCUGUGGACGCAAGACUUGUCGAGAGCGCACCGCAUCGCUAACGAGCUAGAGUCUGGUCUGGUUUGGGUCAAUACCCAUCACAGAAAUGACCCGAGCUCGCCAUGGGGUGGGAUGAAAGAAAGUGGGAUAGGCAGGGAGAAUGGGAUCGAGGCGUUUGAAAGCUACUCACAAUCCAAGUCGAUUAUCAUCAACGUGGCUCAGAUGGACCACGCUCGGAAUACAGACGACUGGUUCAACGCAGUCGAUGGCAAUCGGCGUUACGGGUAA